AUGAAAGAUCAGCACCGUGCUGGUCCCGCAGUAAUCGAGCAGAACAAUAUCCAUCGUCCGCUUUCUCACACAACCACUGUCUCCUCAUCCGACUCCUCCCAAAGCGGCAACGCCACUGACAGUCCCCGCCAAUCCUCCCACAGACUCUCCUUCCCAUCUGGCGCAAGACUAUUUCGCCCUCGUUCAAAGUCGCCCGCAGCAAUUGGCACAGAGUUGCCGGUAAAUCGUACUCGUCGCUCCACAUCCGACAACUACGGCGAAACCAUUCCUAGAAAGGUUCCUACUUCUAGUGACAAUAUCCCUCGACGUUCAACAAGCCCCACCGCAAUGUCUCCCAUCGAGCCCACCAGUCCAACUUCUGCUGAUCUGCAGAAGCGCGACUCGGGAUCAUACAGCUCCCAGUCCAGAAAGAGCGGCGACGAUUAUCGUCGCUACAGCGGGACUGUGAACCACUACGGCCGUCAUUCUAACGAUUGGUUGUUCGGUGGGUUCAGUUUGCGGGACACCGUCCGAGAGGGCGUUGAUCGCUUGCGUCAUGGAAAAGAGAGCUGA
This is a messenger RNA of Aspergillus fischeri NRRL 181, 552 nucleotides long. RefSeq lists its product as uncharacterized. Bases 1 to 552 code for a protein of 183 amino acids. The record is from RefSeq and is a predicted model, not a curated record. Lineage: Eukaryota; Fungi; Ascomycota; Eurotiomycetes; Eurotiales; Aspergillaceae. The transcript has a single exon.